Molecule: messenger RNA, 1405 nt
Organism: Oncorhynchus keta (chum salmon)
Lineage: Eukaryota; Metazoa; Chordata; Actinopteri; Salmoniformes; Salmonidae
Product: GTP-binding nuclear protein Ran-like
Exons: 8
Coding region: 477-1118 (213 amino acids)
Biological process (GO): protein import into nucleus; ribosomal subunit export from nucleus
Cellular component (GO): nucleus; cytoplasm
Molecular function (GO): GTP binding; GTPase activity
Source: RefSeq, a predicted model, not a curated record
CCGGAUGUUUUGUACUCACUCGGUGUAGUUUACAUGUUGUCCUCAAUCUAACCCAACCCCGUCUGUUUUGCCUCAUAGUCGUGCACCUGUCAGUUUUCUUGCUAAACAAACCAACCCGUCUAUUGGAGAAGCAGUUUCUAUAUUAAUAUUGUAAUGUCUUUGAUUUUUUUUAAACUCAACAACCUUUUCUCGCAAACAUGUCAGAGAUCACGUGAUACAGGCAACAACCAAAAAACGUCACAUACAUUAACCAAAUUCAUCGAAGGUGCUUGAAGGCCCAAAGCACCUUUAGCGCCUAGUUAGCUAUUCCAUCCGACACCGUGGGGCCAAACGUGACUCACCAAACGGACCGAUUUCUCCUGCACAAAAUAUCUUUCAGGAAAAACUGAACAUUGCUAUCUAACUAAGAGUCUCCUCAUUGAAAACAUCCGAAGUUCUUCAAAGCGUAUAAUCACCAACACAGAGAACAUACUGCUAUGGCAGAACCAGAUGUACAAUUUAAGCUAGUGUUGUGCGGAGAUGGAGGUACAGGAAAAACCACCUUCGUGAAGAGGCAUUUAACGGGAGAGUUUGAAAAGAAAUACGUUGCGACUCUGGGAGUAGAGGUGCACCCCUUGGUCUUCCACACCACUCGAGGGACCAUCAAGUACAAUGUCUGGGACACAGCCGGCCAGGAGAAGUUUGGGGGGCUCAGAGACGGCUACUACAUACAGGCCCAGUGUGCGAUCAUCAUGUUCGACGUCACAUCUCGCGUCACCUAUAAGAACGUGCCCAACUGGCACCGCGACCUGGUGCGCGUCUGCGAGAACAUACCCAUAGUCCUGUGCGGAAACAAGGUGGACAUCAAGGACAGGAAGGUCAAAGCCAAGAGCAUCGUGUUCCACCGUAAGAAGAACCUUCAGUACUAUGACAUCUCAGCCAAGAGUAACUACAACUUUGAGAAGCCCUUCCUGUGGCUGGCCAGGAAGCUGGUAGGAGACCCCAACCUAGAGUUUGUGGAGAUGCCAGCCCUCGCCCCCCCAGAAGUCGUCAUGGACGCCUCCCUGGCUGCGCAGUACGAGAACGACCUUAAGGUUGCCGCAGAAACAGGGCUUCCAGAUGAAGACGACGACCUUUAACCUGUGACCUCGCUGGCCUCCAGUGUUCUGGGAGCGUGCCCUAUUGCUGACCUUUUUAAUUGUAAAAGCCUUCCCCCAAUGUUUUUUUUUUUGUGCGUUUCAAACUGAGAAUGUGUGUCUGGUUGCGUGAAGAUUUCAGUAGAGACCGACAGGAGUAGAAGUUUAGACUGCUCAAAGUAGGCAUUACUCACACGCAUACAAAUGAAAGACUUUGUACGCUCGCUGUACUAUACUGACUAAGGGUGAUAUGAAAUCACACUAAAUAAAAACUAUUUGAAUACAAACUA